UUACCAACCUAACAGCCCCAGAAGCUUCUCUUCUCCUCAUAAAUAUGUUUAAACCAAACAGACUAAUUAUUUAUUGGAAAACAAAAUUUAUUGAACUUACAGUAAUACUUCCAUACUAGAAAAGCUAGCCAGCCUGAAAAUGGUUCAGAACUAGCUCAUAGUUCUAUGCUCUCUCUAUAAUCUCAUACAUAUUGCAGAAGACCUGAAGCUACAUCGUUUCUAAGUGAUCGGCCGGCAAUGUGGAGCUCUUGUGCUCUGGUUGUUACACUACUUGCUUCUCUUCUUCUUCUUCUUCCUCACUUGGCAGCUCUGAUCUCUGCUGAUCAGGGCUCCACCACUAGUCAGUGGCAAACACUCAAAGGCAACCCGCCUUUGGUCAUAGCACGCGGGGGUUUUUCAGGACUAUUACCUGGUUCUAGUUCUGAUGCAUACAAGUUCACAUUGUCCACUAGUGUACCAGAUGUGUUAUUUUGGUGCGAUGUCCAACUAACAAAGGAAGGAGCUGGAAUUUGCUUUCCAGAUCUGCUACUGAAUAACAAUUCUAAUGUUGAUAUCAUCUAUCCAAAGAAGGACAAGACUUACAUAGUUAACGGAGUUCCUACUGGCGGAUGGUUCACCAUCGAUUAUACUCUUAAGGACCUUGCAAAUGUUUCUAUUACUCAGGGAGUAUUUAGUCGAGCUAAUAGGUUUGAUGACAAUUUGUACCCAAUUCUCACUGUUGAAGAUGUGGCUAUGAAUUUGACACCACCAGGCUUAUGGUUGAAUAUUGAGAACAAUAUCUUCUUCUCACAACACAACUUGAGUAUGAGAAACUUUGUGCCUUCUGUAAUGAGAAAAGUGGUUGUGAAUUAUAUCUCAUCACCGGAGGUGGCUUUCCUGAACAGUAUUAAAGGAGUUGUUAGUCCAAGAACUACUAAGUUGGUCUUUCGGUUUCUGGAACAAACUGAGAUUGAGCCUUCAACCAAUCAAACUUAUGGAUCUCUGUUAAAGAAUCUCACAUUCAUCAAGACAUUUGCCUCCGGAAUUCUAGUUCCUAAAACUUACAUAUGGCCAGUCACUAAUGACAAUUAUUUAGAACCACACACUUCACUUGUUUUGGAUGCUCAUGAAGCAGAACUAAUGGUAUUUGCGUCCGAUUUGGUGAAUGAUGUGCCAUUACCCUACAAUUACAGUUAUGAUCCAUUAGCUGAGUGCUUGUCAUUCAUAGACAAUGGCAACUUCACUGUUGAUGGUGUGCUGUCUGACUUUCCGAUAACUUCAUCAGCAGCCAUAGAUUGCUUUGCUCACCUAAGUCAAAAUGCUCCAGUGCAAGACAAGCCUUUGAUUAUAUCGAAAAAUGGAGCAAGUGGAGACUACCCUGAUUGUACUGAUUUGGCAUAUAUGAAAGCACUUGAAGAUGGUGUGAAUGUACUCGAUUGUCCUGUCCAAAUGUCCAAGGACGGGAUACCAUUUUGCUCCAGUUCUAUAAACCUUAUUCAUAGCACAACAGUUGCUCAAUCAAGUUUUCAGAACUUAACAAUGGUUGUUCCAGAGAUUCAGGCUGACAAUGGAAUAUAUACCUUUAGCCUGACAUGGGAACAGAUCAAGACAUUACAACCAAGUAUAUCAAACCCCCAGCAGACUCUGUACAAGUUGUACAGGAAUCCAAGGUUCAAAAGUGCUGGGACUUACAAGAGAUUAUCUGAUUUUUUUACCUUGGCAAAGAACAGGAGCUCUGUUUCAGGUGUCAUAAUCAGCAUAGAGUAUGCAGCAUAUCUUGCAGAGAAGCAGGGAUUAAGUGUAACAGAUGCAGUCAUUAAUGAGUUGAACAAAGCUGGUUUGGACAAUCAGACAGCCCUAGAUGUCAUGAUUCAGUCCACUAAUAGUUCUGUUCUAAUGAAAUUUAAGGAGGAAAGCAAGUGUAAACUUGUUUACAAGAUCGAAGAAGUUAUUGGUGAUGCCCUUAAUACAACUCUUCAGGACAUCAAGAAGUUUGCCAAUUCUGUGGUCAUCAACAAGGCCUCUGUCCUUCCUGAAAAUAGUGAAUACAUCACUGGAGCAACCAAUGUUGUAACAAAGCUGCAUGCAUUUGAUCUUCCUGUUUAUGUCGAACUGUUCAGCAAUGAGUAUGUAUCUCAAGCAUGGGACUUCUUCUCUGAUCCAACUGUUGAGAUCAAUUCAUUUGUCUCCGGGGCCAAUGUUGAUGGUGUUAUCACAGACUUCCCCAAAACAGCUGCUAGAUACAAAAGAAACAGGUGUUUAUUUUAUAAAGAGAGACCUAGCUACAUGAAGCCUGUUCCGCCAGGCGCGCUGUUAACAGUUGUUUCUCCUCGUCAAUUGCCACCGGCUGAGGCUCCGAAUCCAGUGCUGAUAGAGAGUGAUGUGAUUGAACCACCUUUGCCUUCCGCCUUAGCUCCAGGGAUCACCAAUGGAUCGACAGUAGCACCACCACCACCACCUCCAAACGGGCAGCCUAAGAUUGCUGCAUGCUUCUUUCUCUCAAAUCUGGCUUUGCUUGUUGCCAACCUUUUACUGCUCUAAAACUGUGAAGCAUUCACAUUAUUGUAGCUCGGGGUCUUGUAGUUUUCGCAUGAACACCGGCUAAAUCAAUUUAUCAGAUUUGUUACUUGAACA
Messenger RNA from Rosa chinensis, 2613 nucleotides. RefSeq names its product glycerophosphodiester phosphodiesterase GDPDL3. The record is from RefSeq and is a predicted model, not a curated record. The transcript has 9 exons. Gene Ontology annotation, biological process: lipid metabolic process. The coding region runs from base 238 to 2520 and encodes 760 amino acids. Gene Ontology annotation, molecular function: glycerophosphodiester phosphodiesterase activity. Lineage: Eukaryota; Viridiplantae; Streptophyta; Magnoliopsida; Rosales; Rosaceae.